Molecule: messenger RNA, 2797 nt
Organism: Diprion similis
Lineage: Eukaryota; Metazoa; Arthropoda; Insecta; Hymenoptera; Diprionidae
Gene: Sply
Product: sphingosine-1-phosphate lyase
Exons: 9
Coding region: 261-1928 (555 amino acids)
Biological process (GO): carboxylic acid metabolic process; sphingolipid catabolic process
Cellular component (GO): endoplasmic reticulum
Molecular function (GO): sphinganine-1-phosphate aldolase activity; pyridoxal phosphate binding
Source: RefSeq, a predicted model, not a curated record
CUGUGAAGUCUAACCGCGUAUGCGGGAAUGUCACUUAGGAAAGAACAAAGAGGGAUUUGCCUGCCAGGGAACAAAGUGCGUUCGCCUUAAUUGAUUCGAGUACAUACCAACGCAGAUCAGUUUCGACCCAAGUCGCCUUGUUGCUGGUGCAGUCAGUUUCAGUCGUGGGCUGCCAGCAGUCGACGUAUAAUCAGCUGUGACAAGUGCCGAGUAAGUUAGAACGCUCCAAAACACCGGGGACACGAACUCCAAGGUAAAGGAUGGCUCACUUUCCCCCCUUUGAACUCUUCAGAGACUUGCUAAACAGCAGCUUCAAAGAUAAAGAGCCAUGGCAAAUCGUCACAAUUACAACAACGACAGUUCUCGCGACGGUCUGGCUUUGGGAAUAUUGUUUCGACGAUGAUGAGAGUUUGUACGAUCGGGGAAAGAAGAAAUUGUUUAAACUAGCUCGGUAUGUACCAUCUAUCCGCAAUAAGAUCGAUACCGAAUUAGCAAGCAUCAAUUCGAAUUUCGAGAAAGAAGCUGCACGCCGGUUGAGCGGUGUUCAAUGUUUUACGGAGCUACCGGAAAAGGGAUGGCGUCAAGAGGAAGUCCUCGCCAUGGUUAACAAAUGCGUGAAUCUCGGAAAUUACGACUGGAAAUCGGGAAAGGUUUCCGGAACUGUGUAUCGAAACGAUAAGGAAUUGAUCGACCUUGUGACGUCUGUUUACGGGGUAGCCUCGUACACGAACCCCUUGCACGCCGACGUAUUUCCCGGGAUUUGCAAAAUGGAAGCUGAAGUUGUAAAAGCGGCGUGCAAUUUGUUUCACGGUGGAUCGGAGUCGUGCGGGACGAUGACCACUGGAGGUACCGAGUCUAUAUUAAUGGCGUGCAAAGCACUGCGAGAUUAUGCCAAGGCAGUCAAAGGUAUAAAGAAACCGGAAAUGGUUGUGCCGACUACAGCCCAUUCCGCUUUUGAUAAAGCGGCACAAUAUUUGAAGAUCAAGAUAAUCACGGUUCCGGUGAAUCCGAGAAGUUUCACCGUCAGUAUUGCGUCAAUGAGAAAAGCUAUUAGCAGAAAUACAAUCAUGCUAGUCGGCUCAGCCCCGAAUUUCCCUUACGGAACCAUGGACAACAUCGAAGCGAUCUCAGAACUCGGCAUUUUAUACAACAUUCCGGUUCACGUCGACGCGUGUCUCGGAGGAUUUUUGAUCUGCUUUAUGGAAGCUGCUGGAUUCUCUAUGCCACCGUUUGACUUCGCUUUGCCCGGUGUUGUUAGCAUAUCGGCAGAUACCCACAAGUAUGGAUACGCACCCAAAGGUUCAUCUAUAGUUUUGUACAGAGAAAAGAAGUACAGACACUACCAAUACACGGUAACGACUGAUUGGCCUGGUGGCAUUUAUGGUUCACCAACGGUGAACGGUUCCAGAGCGGGAGGGAUAAUCGCGGCGUGCUGGGCAACAAUGAUGUACUUUGGAAUGGACGGUUACGUCGAGGCCACCAAGAGAGUAAUCGAGACGACGAAGUACAUCGAGCAGGAAUUGAGAAAGAUGGACGGGAUUUUCAUAUUCGGACUACCUGCAACGUCCGUUAUUGCCAUCGGUUCGGAGGAGUUUCACAUCUACAGGCUCUCGGACGCGCUCGGUGCUAAGGGCUGGAACCUUAAUCCACUACAAUUUCCCAGCGGUAUUCACAUAUGCGUGACUCAUCUUCACACCGAGCCGGGUUUUGCCGAUAAAUUUUUGGAAGACGUAAGAACGGAAUUGGCCGUCAUUUUGCAGACGCCUGAAGCCCCCGUCGAAGGGAAGCUCGCCAUGUACGGCAUGAGCCAGAGUAUCCCGGACCGAAGCGUCAUCGGCGAAUUUACCCGAUUUUUCUUGGACUCAAUGUACUACAUACCGAGUAAGGAAGUCGAAAUCAAAUCUAACGGAAAACCCUCGGGAUCGUAAAGAGAAGACGAAGAUCGAAAUUCAUUAUGAUGCUGCGAAUAUGAAGAUUAUUACUGGGUGACGUCGUCAUAGAAUUGUUAUUUUCUUUAGGAAUCCCUUAGAUUUUUAAAUCGGGGAAAACUUAAAAAUCCAGUACAAGCAACGGCACCUUUAAAAAAACUUACAAACACACAUGUGUAUGAUACAUGCAAACGAGUUAGCUAUAAUUUCGAAUAGCAAGAAUAUACAGUUAUUACGUAAUUAUCAUCAGUUUAGCCUCAUAUUUGAUCGUGUAUUAUUUUACUAUAGAGAACAGUCUCUGACUACAACAUUGUACAUAGUGUUACUUUUUGUAUGUAACAUAAAUUAAACUUUGUUCAAUUUUCAACGAAGCUUCUGUCGUCUGGUUUUUUUAUGAUCCUCGAAUUGUUUCUUGCAUGAAUAGGAUUAUAAUGAACGAACAUAUUCAAUUCAAAAUUUCAGCUUCAAAAAAUAACGAAAAAUUAUUGUUCCGUUUUUAUUAGAAGCCUUGUAUGUACCUUCGCUGGAACUUGGCUUGAAAUUUACGCACGAAAUCGUUUAUACCGACGUAUUAAAAAUGGGAGCCAGAGGGAGCUCUGUGCACGACUAUUGGAACAAAAGUGUUCCUCUGCUCUGUAGGCAAAAUCGAUUUUUUCAACCAUUCGGUUACUCAGAUCGUCAUUCUCUGAUAAUAGAAAAAUGAACCACCUCAGUUCACAUAAAAAAUUAUGAGCAUAAACGACCAAUGAGAAAUGAGAAAAAUAUUCGUCAAUGAGUUACAUAUCCUAGAAUAACUUCGACACAUAUCAGAAUGUGAGCUAAAAAAAAAAUUUUCUGUAAUUCAAUAUUGCUGAAGAAAUAUUUUGAUA